Strongylocentrotus purpuratus (purple sea urchin) is the source of this 3272-nucleotide messenger RNA. RefSeq names its product galactosylceramide sulfotransferase. The transcript is spliced from 4 exons. The record is from RefSeq and is a predicted model, not a curated record. Gene Ontology annotation, cellular component: membrane. Gene Ontology annotation, molecular function: galactosylceramide sulfotransferase activity. Gene Ontology annotation, biological process: glycolipid biosynthetic process. The coding region runs from base 358 to 1959 and encodes 533 amino acids. Lineage: Eukaryota; Metazoa; Echinodermata; Echinoidea; Camarodonta; Strongylocentrotidae.
UUUGUGAAGCCUAUUGUGAAAAAAUCGACUCCGCUCCCGCGAGAACACGGACUGUUGUUUAUAAUGUUUUAUGUGAAAGUUGGUUGAGCUUGCUGAAGAAGAAUGACAAUUAUAGUUGUCGGUUUUGCCAUGAUACCGCGUAACGUAAUAUAUAUACGAACAUUCAGACGUCGUUUUUGAUAGCCUGGGAAUUUUGCCGUCAAAGUAUUCUGCAAGUGCCAAUGAACGAAUGAAACUGUAUCCAAUUAAUACAAUUGUUCUGCGAGGGGAGAUCUGAAGCUUGGCCGAGAUGAUAAUCACAGCGACCGACAUAAUUCGUUUGCAGGGCAGAGCUCAAGAUAACCGACCGUGGUCAAGAUGAGGUACUACUGUAAGAUAUCACCUGAGAAGUUCAUCAUCUUAUCGGCUACUUUGGGGAUCUACAUUCUUCUCCUACUCCUGUCUUUCAACAAACAAACCAGCACAAAACCCCAGGAGCUGCAAGAGCGCAGAGCGAACGAGCCUGCCAAGAAGCUAGAAUGGAUCGGAGAUAGAUGGAUGAACCAUCUCCAGCACCAACCCGUCAUCCACCGCACCAAGAAUCGUCUCUCCAAAUCCGUUAUUCCUAAGAGUGACGUCAGCCAUGACGCAAGCGAAGACGACAGAGAAUCAUCGGUUAGUGGUGACAACGCCGGGUAUGACCACUCCUCGUACGCGGUUUUCUCGCAUCCGUUCGGACGCCCGGCUCCGAACAUUCGCCGAAUAUAUCCCAAGGACAAGAGCAAAUCUAACAUCGCAUUCAAACCGCUAUCCGAUUCCAAGAUCGGCGUUCGGCGAACCUCGAAGCGUAACCGGGCUGACACGAUACCAAAUAGAAACGAUACUGAUGGUGCUAGGAUUAUCGAUGACAAGAUAACGUCUGAUUCUAAAGAGGAUCAUACUACGUGCAAGCCUCAUUCAAAUAUUGUUUACAUUAAGACACAUAAAACCGGAAGCUCGACGUUGCAGAACAUUAUAUAUCGAUACGGUGAUGAAAAGAAUUUGACCUUUGCCCUUCCGGCACGUGAUGUGUACAUCCAAUCAGUGCGCGAGUUUGAACCUUCGAGUAUAUUACCGGUGCGACCGGGAAGACAAAUCAACAUAAUGGCUAACCACGUCCGGUUCUUCUACAAUGAUAUCAAGAACCUGAUGCCACCGGAUACGAAAUACAUCACAAUCAUCCGGAAGUCAUCGGAUCAGUUCCGGAGCAUGUAUACCUACUUUGUCAUGGAAAACACUUACAAGGCUACGCUGGAGCAAUACUCGCUCAACCCCGAGUUCUUCUACCAAAAAUACGGCUCGGGAAAAUACAAACGACACAACGGUCGGGACCCAACACUCUUUGAUCUUGGGAUGGAGCGAAGCUUCAGCGAUAACCCGAAACAGGUCCUGGACUACAUCGAGUUCCUGGACUCCAAGUUCCAUUUGGUCCUAAUCAUGGAGUAUUUUUACGAGUCGCUGAUUCUUCUGAAGGAUCUUUUCUGCUGGGAUAUGCGCAGCCUUGUGCACGUGCAUAGCAAGAUCAAGAUUUCGCUGGACCCACAUUCUGCAGUACCGUCUGUGGAGGACGAGAGAGCAGCGGACGAUGUGGUGAAGCGUCUUGAUUGGUGGAACGCCGGUGACGUCAAACUAUACGAUCACUUUAAUAAGACUCUAUGGAAAAAGAUCGACGCCUACGGAAGGACGAAAAUGGCCGCCGACGUGGCCGAAUUGAAAGCCAUGUGCGCCAAGGUGAAAGAUCAGUGUAUGGAAGGGACGAGAAUUCGCGAGAUUUCACGAGGCUCGUUGAAAGAGACGGGUCUAGCUGAGUAUGUUGUAAAGAAAAGUCAGAUGAACAACGGCACCUGUAGGCGGCUUGCAAUGAUUGCCAGGGUAUUCUUAUCUCAUCUUAGAAGGAAACAUAUAACUAGGUUCCGCCAAGAAAAUUCGACGACGACGUAGCGCAAUCGCGAAUUUUUAAAACUGUUAUUUCUGUAUUGAUUGGUUGAAUUUCAUCUAUGAAUCGGUAGACUUCGGAUGUGUGACCAAAGUGAAAAAUACGGAUCUUUGACCAUAGUGACGUCGUAGAGUCACGAAGGGUGGAGCGAUAAGCUCAGCGGUUGAGCAAUGGUCUCAUAACCAGGAGGUUCCGGGUUUGAAACCAAGGCAAUACGCUAGGGCCCUUUGGUAAGGCGUUGAUGCCUACCAAGUCCCUCUAAGAGGACGUAAAGCCGUUUGUCUCCUGGUUGAUUAAUUACAAGCAUACAAUGCACGUGCUUUUCAAGCUUUCUUAGCAGUCGGGUUAAAUGAAUUAAUCAACCAACCAUUCUAACAAAAAGGUGAUUUAGUGUUGGUAACGAAUUUUUGACAAAGGCCAAAAAUUUGGUCACAUCGAGUAUAGGUAAUCCUGAGUACUAAUCAUAGAUUCUUACAAGGAUCAAUGAAUAUUUUCUUUGAAUAUUUAGGAGGCGUUAAUGAUUUAUUCGUGCCAAAUGAAUUAUUCUUAUUUCAAAUGUGUGAUUUCCAAGAAAUAAGCUAAUGGUUUUAGUAAAGAGGUUUGUGAAUUAUGGAGGCUGCUUGUCAAUACACACAUCUGUCUAUAAUAUUGCCGUCAGUUUGUACAUGUACCUCCGGCCUUACGAACCGUCUAAAAAGUGACUAUAAUAUCCUAGAGCGAUAAUAUCGUGGGAUGUGGGUCUACAACAAUGUCCCCAUUUGCCUCACUGGUUAGUACGUUAGCCUUAUCACGCACGUAAUCAUGCCAUUAUUAUGUAGAGAAACAUUUCCAGAUUGCAAGAGUUCUUCAUGGUACAAUUUCGUAGCGAAAAUGUGUAGUAAUGGCGAGUUAUACCCAGUCACACUGCUGAACUGACUCCGAACCGGCCAAUAUUUGGCCAUCGUGGGUAAUGUAACUUUUUGUUCGGUCUGUAGUCAGUCUGGUGUCGGUCUGGUGUCGGUCUGGUGUCGGUCUGGUGUCGGUCUGGUGUCGGUCUGGUGUCGGUCUGGUGUCGGUCUGGUGUCGGUCUGUAGUCAGUCUGGUGUCGGUCUGGUGUCGGUCUGGUGUCGGUCUGGUGUCGGUCGCGUUGGUGUGACUGAGGUAUGCGAAAGUGAACGUUCGCAAUAAAUUUAUGGCAUUAUAUUUAUAUAUAUUAUGUUAAACCGUAUCCGGACACCUACUCCCUGGACAUCCAUCCCCCGGAUAAACACCCCAGUCAACUACCCCCUAGGACAACUACCCCUAGGACAACCACCCUGUAGGGCGACUACCCCCAGAC